AGAAGAAAACACAACUCUCUCUCUCAGUUGUUGUCUCUCUUUGGUACAGGGGAAGAAGGGUGGGAACACGGAAGAAGAAGAAGAAUCACAUGACCAAAACCCACUGAGAGCACAAGAGUUUGUUGCUACCUUAUGGCGGGCAAGGGUGUUGGUUCGGUGACAAAGGCAGUAGCAGAAUAUCAGUAUCCCUGGCGUGAGAAGUUAGUGAAAUACAAGGAUGAACUUGCUAAGGGAGUAUGGGGAUACUGGAACCUGGGCGCGUGGAAGCCACUGAGUAUCAGUGCUCGACGACGUGCCAGACUGCGAAAGGAAGUGCUCCUUGCUGGGGAAGAUUGGCCUUAUGAUCCUGAAAGAAAGGAGAUGAAGACCAGGAGAAAAGGACACAAAUGUGAUAGGAUAUCCGCCGAGAAGCGGGAAAACACGGCAAAGUUGAUGGAGAAGAUGCCCCAGAUGUUGCAGGAUUACAAGAAGAGAAGGUGGCAGAAGAAGAUGAAGGAAGAAGACAAGGGAAAACUUUGAUUUGGCUCCUCCUCUAAUUUGGGAAGGUUUGUUACAAACUGUCUUUAAGAGAUGGUUCAUUAUGUUACACCUGCUUUUGGGCUUACUUGAUGAUUAACUUUUGUUAUGUGUUUCAAUUCAUAAUCACCCCUUCUAAGAAUAUGUCCGUAUGAUUGUCAGGAGGGAAUGUUUUGUACACUGAAGAUUGGUUUUUCCUUUCUAAUUAAAGUUUUGAAUUGAUUUCGUAUCACUUUAAAAUUCA
Molecule: messenger RNA, 760 nt
Organism: Vigna radiata var. radiata (mung bean)
Lineage: Eukaryota; Viridiplantae; Streptophyta; Magnoliopsida; Fabales; Fabaceae
Exons: 2
Coding region: 133-519 (128 amino acids)
Source: RefSeq, a predicted model, not a curated record